Seminavis robusta is the source of this 1740-nucleotide messenger RNA. Lineage: Eukaryota; Bacillariophyta; Bacillariophyceae; Naviculales; Naviculaceae. The record is from the annotation of a GenBank genome assembly.
AAGCAAGCACGCAAACGUUCAUCUACUAUUAGUACGGUAGUGGCUGGCUAGCAAAAGGUCAUCAAUCAAUCGAUUGCUUUUGCUCAAGCUCACUUUUGUUGAUUCGUCAAGUCUAUCAACAAACUUUAGCAAUCAAUCUAUCUAUCUAGCUACUAGCUAUCAGUGAUAUCAUAUCAAGAUGAGCGAGGGUAAGGAACAUUUGUCUCUUGUGGUGUGCGGCCACGUCGAUGCCGGCAAGUCUACGACUUGCGGUCACUUGAUCUUCAAGCAAGGCGGAAUCAGUGAGCGUGAAAUGACCAAGCUGCAAGCGGAGGCGGAAGAGAAGGGAAAGUCUUCGUUUGGCUUUGCUUACUACUUGGAUACGUGCAAGGAAGAGCGUGAACGUGGAGUCACUAUUCAGUGCAACACCAAGGAGUUCUUCACCGACAAGUACCACUACACCAUUGUCGAUGCUCCUGGCCACAAGGAUUACAUCAAGAACAUGAUUACCGGAUCUGCCACUGCUGACGUGGGUCUGCUCCUUGUGCCUGCCGAAAAGGGAGGUUUCGAGGCAGCCAUUGCCAAGGCCGACCCCAAGUUGGGCGUGGAAGAAGGACAGACGCGCCAGCACGCACGCCUGCUCUACCUCCUCGGAGUUGAACAAAUCAUUGUUGGAAUCAACAAGAUGGACGCGUGCGGAUGGGCUCAAGACCGUUUCGAGGAAAUCAAGUCUGAAUUCGUCAAGAUGCUUCAGCUCAUUGGGUUCAAGCCCAAGAAGGUACCCUUCAUUCCUUACUCGGGAUUCAAUGGAGACAACCUCGUCGAAAAGUCCGACAAGGCGCCCUGGUACAAGGGAUGGAAGGCAAACAUUAACCCCAAGAAGGUCAUUGAGGGAUUCACCCUUGUAGAAUGCCUCAACAACUUUAUCAUUCCCCCCAAGCGAUUCCCCGAUGCCCCCCUUCGUCUCCCUGUAUCCAACAUUUACAAUAUCAAGGGAGUUGGUCAAAUCAUUUGCGGAACCAUUGAACAGGGAACUCUUCGUCCCGGUGAUGUCAUUGGAAUUGCUCCAUCUGGUCUCACUGGAAAGAAAAUGUUCUCCAUUGAACAGCACAAGAAGGUCCUCGAUUCCGCCGGACCCGGUAACUCGGUCGGUAUGUCCAUCAAGGGUAUUGCCAAGGAUGAAAAGGUUCAGCCUGGAGAUAUCAUUUACCUGGAAAAGGAAGGAGCCCUCAAGCCCGUCAAGUCGUUCACUGCCUUUGUCGCUGUCCAGGAGCACCCUGGUGUCCUCAAGCCCGGAUACUGUCCUGUCAUUUUCUCUCGUACCGCCAAGGUUGCCUGCAAGAUGACCAAGAUUAUCUGGAAGCAGUCCAAGAAGACUGGAGGAGCCAAGGUGGACAAUCCCCCCGAACUAUCCCAGUUCGAAUCCGCCGAAGUCGAAUUCGAGCCUACCGCUCCUCUCUUUUUGGAGCCUUUUGAGCAGUGCGCUGCUCUUGGACGAUUCGCCGUCAUGGAUUCCAAUCGUUUGAAGAUGCUCGGAAAGGUCAGCGGUGUCACUUCCGUCGCAUAGUCCCAAUCUGUUCUUACCAAAAAUAAAAAACACAUAAUACAAUGGAGACUGCUGUGGAUGGAUCUUCUGGUGCGUGAUUGAGAGUUGUGUGAUUGAUGACAAGGAGACAACUCGACGACACUCGGAUGCAUUCCAAAGAGUAGUAGUAUAAUACAUGUAUAAGACCAAGAACUAAAAAAGGGAUUUACAAUACG